Arachis duranensis is the source of this 648-nucleotide messenger RNA. Its product is annotated as kunitz type trypsin inhibitor 104. The record is from RefSeq and is a predicted model, not a curated record. The coding region runs from base 1 to 648 and encodes 215 amino acids. Gene Ontology annotation, molecular function: endopeptidase inhibitor activity. NCBI's taxonomy places the organism in Eukaryota, Viridiplantae, Streptophyta, Magnoliopsida, Fabales, Fabaceae. The transcript has a single exon.
AUGGUGAUGAAGCUAGGUGCAAGCAUUGUAAUUUGCAUAUGGCUACUCUUGGUUAUAUUGUCACCAAUCACUGAAUCAUCAUCAUCCAAUGAUGAUUCAAACCCUGCUGUUCUUGACACAGAUGGUAACCCAAUUCAAAGUGAUGCUGAGUACUAUGUUAGGCCAGCAAUCACUGAUGUUGGAGGCUAUUUAACAUUGAUUGAUAGAUUUGGUAAUGGGUCAUGCCCUUUAUAUGUUGGUCAACCAAAUGUUAUUGUGGACAACAAAAUUUCCAUAAAGUUUACACCUUUCAUUGAAGGGGAAACUGUGAUCAGAGAGAACAGGGAUUUCAAGGCUGUUUUUCAGACAUUGACUACAUGUGUUCAGUCAACGCAAUGGAAGGUUGGAGAGGUUGACCAAGAGAGUGGAAGAAGGUUGAUUGUGGCUGGUUAUGAUGAAGGGAUUGGAGGUUACUUUAGAAUUGAAAAGGGCAAUUUGGGUAUUUACAAUUUUGCUUGGUGUCCCUUGGAUGUGUGUCCAAAUUGUAGGUUGAAUUGUUCACCUGUGGGUGCUUUCAUUAUUGAUGAGAAUAGGAACAGGUUGUUGGCUUUGGAUGGUAACACUCUUCCUGUGCAAUUUGAGAAGGCUAAUGAUGUGUCUUCUAUCUAG